AUGGAUCUCUCAUCAACAACCCUCGCCAAACUAGCAGCCCUCACAACAUAUGUCGCCAUGACCGCCUGGAAACGACUACACGGUCAAGGAAACCCCAAGGUGGACACCGCCUCACAGUCAUCGCUCACAAGCCAGGCGAUGACAUACGAAAGGCUCAGGGGCGCUGGCAACAGCAUCAAAGAUCAGAAACGAUUAGAGUUGAGGGAUAGAUGCAAGAGUGACCCGUUACUCUGCGCAGCAAUUUUGAAAAAACUGGCUGGGAGGAAACCACAAAGAAAAGGUCUCUGCGUUAUUGCUACGCACCUGAGGCCCAACAAAAAAAAAGAAUGGUUACUUCCAGGUGGAGAUGCACAAGCUUCUAACAACGAACCGGGAUCAUCCACCAUCGAUCUUGACGAUGAUUUCGCAGAGAACGAUAAAGAGACUCUCGAGGCAGACGCAGAUGACCAAUUCCAGACACAGAUCGAGCAGAAUGAGGAAGUAAACACGUUCCCAGAUGAGCUUCCCGACGAUGUCGUAGCCCAGCUCCCUCAUGUCGAUUAUGCCGCAGCUGCACGAGGGCUAUGUCCCUAG
Fusarium poae is the source of this 573-nucleotide messenger RNA. RefSeq lists its product as uncharacterized. NCBI's taxonomy places the organism in Eukaryota, Fungi, Ascomycota, Sordariomycetes, Hypocreales, Nectriaceae. The coding region runs from base 1 to 573 and encodes 190 amino acids. The transcript is spliced from 3 exons. The record is from RefSeq and is a predicted model, not a curated record.